Zophobas morio is the source of this 1689-nucleotide messenger RNA. Its product is annotated as zinc finger protein 415-like. Gene Ontology annotation, cellular component: nucleus. Gene Ontology annotation, biological process: regulation of gene expression. The record is from RefSeq and is a predicted model, not a curated record. NCBI's taxonomy places the organism in Eukaryota, Metazoa, Arthropoda, Insecta, Coleoptera, Tenebrionidae. Gene Ontology annotation, molecular function: zinc ion binding. The transcript is spliced from 2 exons. Bases 206 to 1660 code for a protein of 484 amino acids.
GUUAUGCAACACAAAAUGCGCAAUUUGACACAUGCCUACAGAAAACUGUAAAAUUUUUGUUUUUUAUGUUUAAUGUUUAUAUUUAUUACUAAAAUAAGCAAAACGAAUAUUCAAUGACCCUUUUUUCGCUUUGGUUUAGAAUAAAGCGUUUUUAAAAUACCCUCGCCACUUUUCGCUGCAGUAUUUGAGGUUAUGUUUACAAACAAUGAAGCCUAAAGAAAUGGAAAGUACGAUAAAAUCGAAGCAUGUAGACACUCUAUGCCGCGUUUGCCUCACGGCGUCCAAAAACCUAGUCAAUUUGUGUACCCCCAUCAACGAAAAAGUUUUAAACUUCAAGGAACAAUGGCCCAUUUUCGAUAUGCUCGAACGGGUAACGUUUCAAAAGGUUAUUUUAAGCUCAAAAUUCCCCUCCAAACUCUGCCAGAUGUGUCUGAGUUUUCUGAAAAUAGCGUAUGAAUUCCAGGAGCAGUUUUACAGUUCACAAAAUCUUCUAGGAAAAGUGACUGAAGAAGUGCCGGUGGAAAAGUCCGAAAUUUGUUGCAACAGAAAGGAGAGUGUUAGUGAGAAGCCACCCACUGAAGAGCGUCCAGUUGUUGCUGUGGAAUUAAUCUACGGUGAUAACAAAUUUGACUUGAAUGAUGUUCUUAUUGUGGAAGAUGAAAAAAGAGACAAAAUCUCGUAUGACGGUUUCCUGAAGAAUUUGGGGUCAGAAGUGUCAGCUAAAUUCAUUCACAAACACGCCUCUCGAGUUCAUAAUGAUGAAAACUGUGAUGACUCAGUGGAAGUCAUUUUAAUUAAUAGGAACGACACCAAGAGCGACGAAACGCCAAUAGUAGAAAAUUUUAAACCUAACAACACCCAGUGUGACAAAAUUGAUCCGGCUUGCUUAAAAGUGAACAAAUACCCCAAUGAGUGCAAAGUGGUCAUUCAAGACGCACGCACAGAUGCCGUUAUUAAAACCCUGUACGAGUGUCCAGUGUGUACCAAACCUUUCGCAACUCUCAGUGACUUAGAAACCCACGUUGACUCUAAACACACGACUCAGAACUUCUUCAUGUGUGAACAGUGUGGACACAUGGCGCAAACCCGUUCACAGUUGUACCACCAUAUGGUAAAACACAAAGGAAAACGGUUCCAUUGCAACUUCUGUGACAAAAAGUACGACUCAAUUUCACACCUCAAAGUCCACCUUGACGUACACAAAAAUGAAAGGCGGCACUUGUGCUACCACUGUGGCAAAAGCUUCAAUUAUGCUGUCUCGUUAAAAUAUCAUCUACGACUGCACUACGACAAGAAAUUUGUUUGUAAUUAUUGUGGCUUGAAAUAUCGCAUGCCCAACACGUUAAAGCGGCAUUUGCGGACGCACACGAAAGAUAAACCUUAUAAUUGUGGGUAUUGUCCUAAGAGGUUUUCGUCAAGGGGGGAACAAGUUUCACACGAAAUGCUCCAUACAGGGGUCAGGCCAUUCCAUUGCGAGUAUUGCGGGAAGGGUUAUAUCAAACACGGGAAUUUGAAAGAGCACCAUUUGACUCACUCAGGGCCCCAUCAGUGCAAUUUUUGCUCAAAGACGUUUAUAGAUAUGAAGUUUUUAAAAAUACACAUGAAGAGGGCACAUAAGGACGAUGACAUUGUGGAGUUACCAAUUGAUUAUUUUGUGUGAUCGUAAAUAAAGUUUCAUUUUAAUACGUC